AUGGCCGAGCAGCAGCCGGAGCAUGGCGUCGACCUGGACCAGGAUCAGUUCUGCUGUUCAGUGUGUCUGGACCUGCUCAAGGAGCCGGUCACCAUUCCCUGUGGACACAGUUACUGCAAAAACUGCAUCGAGGAUUGCUGGGACCAGGAGGUGAAGAAGGGACUGUACAGCUGUCCUCAGUGCCGGGAGACAUUCAGUCCGAGGCCGCUUCUGAAGAGGAACACCAUGCUGGCUGAGCUGGUGGAGAAGCUGAAGAAGAGCAGCACCCAGAAGCCCUCUCCUUCUCUGGCCUGUGCCGGCCCAGAAGACGUCGUCUGUGAUUUCUGCUGCGGGACCAGACGAAACAAAGCCACCGUGUCUUGCCUGACCUGCUUGGCAUCUUACUGUCCAGCUCACCUCGAGCCUCACCACAGUGUUCCCGUGUUGAAGAAGCACCAGCUGGUCUCGGCUACAAUCCCACUGCAGGGAAAGAUGUGUGAGAAGCACAACAAGCUGAUGGAGGUCUACUGUCAGACGGACAGGAAGUGCAUCUGCUAUCUGUGCGUUAUAGAUGAACAUAGGAGCCACAAUACGGUGUCAUCUGCAUCAGAGAGGGCUGAGGAACAGAAACAGCUGAUUGAGAGUCAAAAGAAAGUCCAGCAGAGGUUCCAGGAGAGAGAACAGGAGCUGAAGGAGCUGCAACAAGCUCUGAAGGAUUUCAAGAGUUGUAGCCAGACUGCUGCGGAGAGAUGUGAUGGGAUAUUCAAUGAGCUGAUCUGCUCCAUGAGGAGAAGACGCAGUUUGACGAAGCAGCUGAUCAACGCCCAGCAAGAGACUGCGGCCGCUCAGGCCGAAGAGCUGCAGCUGCAGCUGGAGGAGGAGAUCAGCAAGAUGAAGAGGAGAGAUGCCGAACUGGAACAGCUGUCUCAUACGCCCGACCACAUCCAUUUCAUUCAGACCUUCCAGUCCCUCUCCACCUCCUGUGAAUCUCCAGACCUGCCACCUGUUUCUGUCUUUUAUCCUCAACGUUCAACGUUCACACCUGUGACUGACUGCGUGUCUAAACUGAGGGAUGACAUAGAGAGCCUCCUGGAGGACACGUGGCCCAGGAUCUUUAGCACAGUGUCUACAAUAGAUGUUGUUCCACCUGCGCCAAAGACCAGAGAGGAGUUUUUACGCUAUUGCCGUCCUUUGACCCUGGAUCAGAACUCCGUCUCCCAAUAUUUGUCCAUUUCACAAGAACACCGGCGGGUGACAUGUAAAACCUAUGAGGGAUUAUCUCAAAGCAGUGACAAUUAUUAUAGUAAUUAUUAUACUGCAUUCUCAGGCCGGAGGAUUCCGAUCAUCAGGCAGGUGUUGUGCAGUGAGGGUUUGUCAGAGCGGUGUUACUGGGAGGUCGGAUGGAGUGGUUGUACUUGGUCCGUGGCAGUGUCCUACAAAGACAGCAGCAGGACAAAGGACUUAGAGUUUGGAAAUGAUACCAAGUCGUGGAGUUUAGAGUGCUCCCCACAUGGUUACUCUUUCCGACACAACAACGGAAGCAAAGCGGUGUCAGGCCCUCGAUCCUCCAGCGUCGGAGUGUACCUGGAUUAUAUAUUAGGGACUCUGUCCUUUUAUAACAUCUCCGACACGAUGACGCUGCUCCACAGAGAACACGUUGCGUUCACUGAGCCUCUCUAUCCCGGCCUUGGGCUGAAGGACGCACGCGGUGGACAUUACGCAGAACUGAUCAAGUUCUGGGUUUCCAGUAAAGAGAUACUGCACGGUACCUCCCAGCUGUACAAAGUCAUGAAGACAUUUCAUGUGAUUCAUAUCUGCUGUGAGGCGCACUUCGUCCAGCAGGAGCAGGAGAAGAGGAUAGAAACGUAUUUCCGUGUUCACCGCAGAUCAGGCGGAGGAGACUGCGCGCUGAGGAGGGACAACGAUCGGAUCUACAGCAUUGCGUUCAAAUACCCAAAAGAUCAGCAGGCGGUGCUGCAGAGAUCUGAGCAUGUUGUGGACGGUCUGGUGUUAACUGUCCGAGGCAGCCGGGAACCUCUCUCCUCCCAGGAUUUCACCGCUCCAGUACAGGAGUGCCCCAAGGCUGUGAAAGAACUAGAGGAAGCACUCAGCUCUGUGGCCUGCUCUGCCCAGCUGUACCCAGAGGAGGGGAGGGUUUUAGUUAGCCGGUUAGCUCAAGCUGGUGCUGCAGUUAGAAAUUGGAAAGCCGAGGUAGACAAACUCUUUGAUGGCUAUAUGUGCCACUGUGAGGUGGACCCUCACAAAGGUAAAGCUUUAAUUAAGUCCUGCAGUUCGACCACAGAUGGGGUGAAGGUGUACAGCGAGGAUGGGAUGGCCAUUGUGGUUGGGGAGCGUUCUCAAGUGAAGGCCAUGUUGAUGGCUGUAGAGGACUCGCAUGUUAAACGACGGUCAGGUUCCAGUGAGAAGCAAAAAAGCAUUCGUCGACUGGGCGAGGCCAAGCUCCGCCUCCUCUGGAAAGAGAUGGAGCCCAGUUUGCGACAAGAUUUUCCAGAAGUGAAGGUCACGCAGGGAGCUGCAGGUCAGUUAGUUUUGGAAGGUUCUGUGGAGGAGAUUCUUAAGGAUGGAGAUUCUAUCUCUGAGCAGGAGAAUCUUGUGUUCGAAAGGACCGUUUCUGACAUGAGCCCACAUCUUUUGGCCUUCUUGAGAAAGGCAUACGGCGGUGCAGGGGUGCUGGGGGACUUUUUAGGGGUUGGUGGCAAGGUGGAAAUAGAGUUACGAGACACGGAGGUACGUUUCUUAUCUCUUUCCACUGAUGAUCUUGAUGAAACUGUAAAGGCACUGCAAGGUGAGCUCAAGGAAGUCAAGAUUGAUGUUCCUAACUACUCUUCUGUGCCAUCUGAUCUUUGUGAAAAUCUAAAGUCCAAGAGAAAUAAGAUGAACCAAGGGCAAUACAGGGCUCAGGUUGUGUUUGGCCCAGACAGCACGGUGUCCCUACUGGGCCACACCAAAGAGGUCGAAGAGCUGAGGGAAGUUGUCAUACAGUUUUUGGACGAGUCAAGUGUUCAAAGCAUAGUCUAUCUGCCUUACACAGAGUUAGCACAACAGUUGCCAGAAUUGCUGCAGCGGCAUGGUUUUGACUAUUCAGGGGUUACCUUCCAUCCCAUAACAUCUUCCUCCACACCCACAGUGGUGCUGAAAGGUCCAUCUGGAAAAGUGAAUGAGGUGGAUGCCCUGGUUUCACCCAUGGUUGGCCAUGAUCCUCUCUCCACCUGUGUUGGAAACACUUUGUGUGAAAUGGUUGGAUCCCAGCUGACUGCAGGCUUUAGAAAGGAAGCAGGAGAAGGAACUAUGCCUGGUGAUGCAGUCCUGGUGGAGGUCUUCUCCGCACUUCCAUCUAAUGCAGUGUUCUUCCUCAGCCUCAUUCCCUGGGAUGAAGACCCAGAUGGAACUGCAGUUCAGGUUCUGAAACUGGCCUUCAGUAACAUCCUAACUACCUGUGAGAAAAGAGGGUUUGGAUCAGUUGCUCUCCCUCUACUCGGUGCUGGGAAUGCCCUGCAGUUUCCCGAGAGCGUGGUUGUCAGGGUUCUACAGGAGGAAGUUCUUGCGUUUCAACAGAACCAAGCCAGCAGAACACCGUUCCUGGUCCGCAUCGUCAUCCCCCCCACUGACGAAGAGUCCAGCGAGGCCUUCAGGUAUGUCCAGGAAGCUUUCCAAGCCAAAAUAUUCCAACCAGACCAAGUGUCAACUACAAGGAGGAUCGUCCUGCUGGGAAAAACCGGAUCUGGGAAAAGCAACCUAGCUAACACCAUAUUUGGAGAGAAAUUGUUCAAAACAGACCAGUCUCCCAACUCUGGAACAAGUGAAUGUCAAGCUGAAACCAAAUCUGUCAAUGGAAGAAGCUUCACUCUGAUCGACACUCCUGGUUUCUUUGAUACAGGCAGGCCUGAGGAGAAGAUGAAGGCUGAGAUAGUGAAGUGCAUCACAGAGUGCGCUCCUGGGCCUCAUGCUUUUCUCAUUGUGCUGAAAGUGGAGAAAUUCACAGAGCACGAGCAGGCUGUCACCAAUAAAAUAUGCCAAUAUUUCUCUGAAGAUGUUUUGAAAUAUGCUGUGAUCGUCUUCACACAUGGCGACGGGCUGCCUAAAGGGAUGAAAAUUGAGGAGUUUGUGAGUCAGAAUGAGAAUCUGAGCGAUCUGGUGAAGAAGUGCGGCGGCCGGUGCCACGUCGUUGAUAAUAAGCACUGGAAGAACAACCUGCAGAAUAGCUACAGGAGCAACCCGGUCCGGGUGGAGGACCUGCUCAACACAAUAGACAAGAUGGUGAUGGAAAACAACGGAGGCCACUACACCAACGAGGUGUUUCAAGAAGUGGAGAAAGAAAUACAGAUAGAGGAAGAGCACAUAAAGCAAAACACGUCGUCGGGAAACGUGCCACAGGAAGAGAUCAGAAAACAGGCAAAAACCAGAGUGUCUGACAGGGUCUUGAUCCAACUGGCAGGCACAGCAACCGGAGUGGUGUUAGGAGCUUUGUGUGGCUUGACAGCGAUGGUUGGACUAGUCAUCAUGGCUCUGCAGAACUGUGCAGGGUUGAUGAAACUUGUGAAAAUGGCUCCAGCAACAGCGGCGGCAGCAGCAGCAGCAGCAGGAGGAGGAGAAGUAGCAGGACUGGCAGUCGCUGGAGUGUCGUUGGGCGUGGCCGCUGCAAUAGGAGGAGUAAUAGGGGUGAAAAUGGCUGGCAAACAACAUCAGCAAGAGGAGCAGCAUGGAGUCGACCUGGACCAGGAUCAGUUCUGCUGUUCAGUGUGUCUGGACCUGCUAAAGGAACCAGUCGCCAUUCCCUGUGGACACAGUUACUGCAGACACUGUAUCGAGGAUUUCUGGGACCAGGAGGUGAAGAAGGGACUGUACAGCUGUCCUCAGUGCCGGGAGACAUUCAGUCCGAGGCCGCUUCUGAAGAGGAACACCAUGCUGGCUGAGGUUGUGGAGAAGCUGAAGAAGAGCAGCACCCAGCAGCCCUCUCCUUCUCUGGCCUGUGCCGGCCCAGAAGACGUCGUCUGUGAUUUCUGCUGCGGGACCAGACGAAACAAAGCCACCGUGUCUUGCCUGACCUGCUUGGCAUCUUACUGUCCGGCUCACCUCGAGCCUCACCACAGUGUUCCCGUGUUGAAGAAGCACCAGCUGAUCUCGGCUACAGUCCCACUGCAGGAUAAGAUGUGUGAGAAGCACAACAAGCUGAUGGAGGUCUACUGUCAGACGGACAGGACGUGCAUCUGCCAUCUGUGCGUUAUAGAUGAACAUAGGAGCCACAAAACCAUUUCUGUUUCACUACAGAAAGCUGAGACGGAGAAAGGUCUGGUUUCCAGACAAAAGGAAGUCCAGGCGAGAGUCAAGCAGAGAGAGACAGAGCUGCAGAUGCUGAUCCAAGCUGAGGAGAACGUCAAGAGUUGUGCCCAGACGGCGAUGAAGGACUGUGACAAGAUCUUCGCCGAGAUAAUCUCCUCCACGCAGAGAAGACGUAGAGAGGUGAAGCAGCUGAUCGGUGAUCAGGAGAAGACAGCCGUCGCUCAGGCUGAAGAGCAGCGGCUUGAGCUGGAGGAGGACAUCAGCAAGCUGAAGAGGCGAGACGCUGAACUGGAACAGCUGUCGCAUGUUGACGAUCCCAUCCACAUGAUUCAGAUUUUCCAGUCCCUCUCAACUUCCGGUGACUCUCCACACUUUUCGUUCGAUGCUGCUCCUUUGCGUUCCUUCGGAGAUGUGACUGAGUGCGUGUGUGAGCUGAGAGGUAAAUUGGAGUCUGUCGUAAGGGACACAUGGCCCAGGAUCUCUGCCACAGUCUCUUAUGUGGACUUCUCACUGUCACCAGCACCAAAAACCAGAGAGGAGUUUUUACGCUAUUGCUGUCCCCUCACACUGGAUGGGAACUCAAACUACCCCUAUCUUCACCUGAUAGACGACGACCUCAGGGUGAGGCCUUCACCCACCCCGUACUCUGCUCACCCAGACAGGUUUACCAAGUGGCCACAGGUGCUGUGCCGAGAGGCUUUGCCAGAGCGAUGCUACUGGGUGGUGGAGUGGCAUGCUCGCACUCUGUCUGCAGCGGUGGCAUACAAAGACAUCAACCGCACAUCAGAUGAGUCACAGUUUGGGAAAGAUGACAAGUCCUGGAGUUUAGAGUGCACGGAAAAUGGCUUGUUGUUCCGUCACAAUAAUGUAGAAACAAGGUUGUCAGGGCCUUGCUCCAAAAGGAUUGGAGUGUAUCUUGAUUACAAAGCGGGCACUCUAUGUUUUUAUCAUGUCCCUUACCCGAUGGUGCUGCUCCACAAAGUCCAGACCACGUUCACCCAGCCUCUUUAUCCAGGGCUUGGGCUGGAAUAUGAAUGGUAUGAUAUUGGCGUGUUUGCACAGCUGGCCAAGUUAUGGUAGUAAAAGUUUGGAAUAUCAAGUUUUUGGUUUUUUUUGUUUGUUUUUUUUGUUCUUCAACAACGAUUCCCUUCGAUUGGAAAACUUGUCUUAAAAUCUAAAAAUGACACAACUAGUUAGUAUAUAGUUCCAUUGGCGAACAAUCUUCCUUCUUCAUUUAUCUGAAAGUAGUGUGCAGAUCGCCACCAGGUGUGUCUGCAACUACCACUACUGUAUUGUGUGACUGAAUUGAAUACAAACAAAAGUUGGGGAAACCCUUCCAUCUAGGCACAAAUGAGCUGUAAGGGGUCGUAAAACACUGUUCAUCCAAACUCGAAAACAACCGGCGAUGUAUUCUAAAAAUUGACUCAUGGUCAUCGUGUAAGACACGUCAUAAAAUCUUGCAAAAACAAAAAGUUGUUUGCCUUCAUGGCAGCAGCUUAAGGGCGGUGAGGGACUCAACAGAGUGUGUACCGGGAGAGCUGUUAGCUGCUAGCUAAACACACCGUCCAAAGCAUUGAAACUGUUUCCCGCCUGCUGUGUAUCUGGUUAGGGAUAGAGGUCUGCGAUGCACUCUGCUUAAUUAUGACUAACAACCCCCCACACGAUGUUUACAAUGCAAAAUGUCUGCAGAAUCAGAAAUGGUUUAUUGCCAAGUACGUUACACAUACAAGGAAUUUGGCUGGACUCAAACAGUCUACGUGUAGGGUGAGAGGGUCUGCUACAAUCCUUCUUGCUCGCUUUAGGGUCCUGGAAGUGAACAAGUCUUAGAGGGACAGGAGAUUGCAGCCAAUCACCCUCUCAGCAGAGCGAAUUAUACGCUGCAGUUUGCCCUCGUCCUUGGCAGUGGCUGCAGCGUACCAGACCGUGAUGGAGGAGCAGAG
Messenger RNA from Anarrhichthys ocellatus (wolf-eel), 7220 nucleotides. RefSeq lists its product as uncharacterized. The record is from RefSeq and is a predicted model, not a curated record. Gene Ontology annotation, molecular function: zinc ion binding; GTP binding; protein binding. The coding region runs from base 1 to 6360 and encodes 2119 amino acids. Lineage: Eukaryota; Metazoa; Chordata; Actinopteri; Perciformes; Anarhichadidae. The transcript has 22 exons.